AUUGAAAGUGUACAGAGAAGAUUUACAAAAUCUAUUCCGUUUCUACAUCAUCUCUCAUACCUGUCUCGAUUGCAUGCGGUUGGAAUGGAUACUCUGGAGCGUCGUAGGCUGAUUUCUGAUCUAUGCCUUCUCUACAAAAUACUUCAUAACCUCGUUCAAACUGACCUAAAUAGUCAUUUCAUUUCAUCACUGUACUUAUCAACUCAAGGACAUCAAAGCAAAUUGCGUGAUUUCAACAUUAGUGACAACUCAACCAAAUAUUUCUACUGCAACCAAAUCAUUCGAAUAUAG
Messenger RNA from Helobdella robusta, 291 nucleotides. RefSeq lists its product as hypothetical. The transcript has a single exon. NCBI's taxonomy places the organism in Eukaryota, Metazoa, Annelida, Clitellata, Rhynchobdellida, Glossiphoniidae. The annotation marks the transcript as partial. The record is from RefSeq and is a predicted model, not a curated record.